Entrophospora candida is the source of this 769-nucleotide messenger RNA. The record is from the annotation of a GenBank genome assembly. NCBI's taxonomy places the organism in Eukaryota, Fungi, Glomeromycota, Glomeromycetes, Entrophosporales, Entrophosporaceae.
AGAACAUACAUUUUAUAAAUACUGGCUUGCAUCCAGUGGAGAUACUAAUAAAAAUGAUACUGCACUUUUAGAUGCAUAUCGACCUGAAGAAAUUCAUUCUCAAUAUAUAAUCCGGGUGGCGGGAAAAGGUUAUACAGUGAUCGAUCAUCCUAUAGAAGUUUAUAGAAUGCCAAAUACACAUGAAUGUAUUGAUGGGAACCAGCCUCUUCGCUUGAUAAUUGAUAUUGAUGCAAGGCAAAAACCUGAUCCUGCAAAUCCUGAACUUCCUUCCUUAGAUAGUGAAAAAAUUACUCGUGAAGAUUUGUUAUCUCGAAUUUUAGUUGCUUGUGCGGAUGCAUUAAGCCUUAUUCCAGAAUGUAUGCCUUUCUUAAAUUCUUUUGCCUUAGCGAGUUCAUCAAAUGCUGAGAAAUGCAGUUGGCAUAUUAUUUAUCCUCGGGCCCGAUUCGUGGAUUAUAGAGAACUUAAGGGUUUUACAGAAAAAGUUAUGGAACUAGUUGGGAAUCCUUAUUCAAAGUUCAUUGAUGUCGGCCUCCCCAAAACACAUUUCAAUCUUCGGCUUCUUGGAUCGGCAAAGGAAGGACGCAUAAAAAGACCUGCCAUUUCUUCUGUUAAGAAUGGGUUCAAAAAUCUAGAAGAUUAUUUGGUUCAACCAAAAUCGGAUUAUUCAGAAAUCUGGCCACGAACCUUUUCUUCAGAGGAGCCAGUAAAACAAGAAUUCCAGCCUAUCGAUGAUGAAAAUGCCUUGGUUAAGGGAGCCAAUUUAGUUAUU